AUGGCCAACACAACUGUUCGCGGGCAGAUGAUUUUCCAGGACGAGAAUGCAUUGGCCCAUGGAAAAAAGGCUGUUGCUGCGGGAAAAAGUAAGAAGAGUUCACUCGCAGGUCCAAAGAAAAAUGGGGCAGGUCUUGGAAGCCGAAAGGCUCUGCAUGAUAUCACAAACAAGUCAAAGUUGCAACCUCAAGCUUCUUCCAAGACGAGGAAGAAGAAUGCCGAGGAAGUGGACUUUGACAUAUCAAAGGAAGGUUACUUGCAUGAUCACAGCAAAUGCAUUGAACAACAGCGAAACCAGUGGGACAGUUACUUCUCUCAACACAUCACUGGACUUGAUACCAACUCCAAGGAAGACGUUCCCGAAUACAAUAUUGAAAAGCUCUUGUUUUGGAGAAAAUCUGAUGACGGUUUCUACUUGCCUUUGCGCCUAAGGUGGAUGACAAAAGCAGCAACAUUUGGGAUGAACUCGAAGAGAUACCAAUGGACGAGUUUUCGGAUUUUCUGGAAUGCUCAACUCGGUGGCGCUCACCACCUGACUCGCCCAUCCAUCACCAUUCUUCCUUACCUUCAUCGCCUCUGCCAUGGCAUUUUGAAACUGUCGAAUUCAAGCUCAAGGAAGAUGAAGACGACACCACCCAUUAGUUCCAGUUUUACUUAA
Molecule: messenger RNA, 657 nt
Organism: Thlaspi arvense
Lineage: Eukaryota; Viridiplantae; Streptophyta; Magnoliopsida; Brassicales; Brassicaceae
Source: the annotation of a GenBank genome assembly